This is a messenger RNA of Microbotryum saponariae, 4101 nucleotides long. NCBI's taxonomy places the organism in Eukaryota, Fungi, Basidiomycota, Microbotryomycetes, Microbotryales, Microbotryaceae. The record is from the annotation of a GenBank genome assembly.
AUGGCUCCCUCGUCGAGGCUGGCGACGUCGUCGAUGGCGGUGGAUCAUUCAACAGUCGCCGCCGCCGCGCCCCCGAGUCACGUCAACGAGCCGCACCACGACCCCGACCACGACCACGACCACGACCACCACGAUCACGACCAAGUCCACGACGUACGACAUACACUCCGCAAACUCGCUCUUUCAACUUGGCAAGACCACCAACAGGAUGUCAUCGACAGUCACAGGUGGCUCGAAGGCUUUCUCGAAUCGGUGCAGUUGGCGCACACCCAGGCCGCGCAUCAGGGCAUAAAGUCAGUCCAGUCCACUGCCUGGCGCGUCAUGAUCGUCGAGCGAGGCAUGUAUAACUAACUCGGAGUCUCACACAGGCCUGCCAUGUCUGAGUUGAUGAAGACGCCGGGAAGGAAACGCACCGCCGCGAACCAUGGCUCGGCGCUGCAGCAGAACAACCAACAUUCGCUAGGAUCCGCGGCCCGUCACUCAACGAAGGACCCCGUCGCGACCUUGCUCUUCCCCAACGCCGCCCAGCCCCGUUUCCUGCACCAAGGAGGCAAGGAGAAUUCGCUCCGUCUGUCGCCCGCACCACGAUCCCCACUUGGAUCGCCCCGAGGCUCACCCGGCGGUUCCGCCGCACCACCGUCGAGAAUCGCCCAAGCCAAGAGCCCGCUGCGCACCGCUUCCCCUCGCCCGGCUUUACUCAAGUCGACCCAGGCCGUCAGGACCUUGUCCGCCAUUUCGGCCAUGUCGCCACCUACUUCAGCGGGCAAGAUGGCCAUCGACUUCGCCAUGGACAUUGACUCGCCCGCCCGGCCAAGCAAGACUUCCUCAGCUUCAUCAAAGUCAAAAUCUGCAUCCAAGGCUACAGCCGAGCCGGCCACCCCGGUGCUUUCAUCGAGCAAGUCGUAUGCGAUGCAAGAUGAAGAUGACGUCGUAUUCGAUGCCAUCGCUGCCGCCGCUGCCAUGGAACAGGAUGACGUUCCCUUGGAGUCUGAAGCCGACCUCGAUGACCAAGAGGACGCCACCGCGGUUCUGGACGCAGCGGCGAAUGCGGAACUUUCGAUGAUUGGCGAGGAAGAGGAGGAACUCGAGGAUGAUCAUCGAUCUAUCGCCGAAUCGUACCGGACCGCCGUGUCCCAAUAUCCAGGGUCGAUCAUCUCCACCGCAACUUCGUCGCAGGCGUCUGCGCCUCGUCUGUCCACUGGCAGAUCACAAGGCUCACAGAGGGUCGUCUCGUCUUCGGCAUCAUCGAUCGCCGAGGAAGCCGAUGCCGACACGGCCGUGCCCCUCAACGAUGCGCCUUCGUCCUUGCGCAACGCCACGGCUACUCCUUUGGCCUCGUCCACCUCGUCGUCCCAUCCUCCUCCCUCGACUGGCACGACGCAGACACCGGGCGGAGGCGCCGCCUCAACCUUCUCGUACAGCGUCGGCUCCUACUCGGCCGCCAAAGUCGGUUCGCUCGGUCUCGGUAACUCGCCCCAGGCGUCAAACGCGUCGCGCAAGUCGAUUGGCAAUAACGGACCGCCUAAGCCGCUCAAGUUCGUCUCGAUUCCCAAGAAGAGCCUUGGCCUUGGACUCGUGCGCAACUGGGCGACGUCCUCGGCGACGACAGACUCGCAACAGUCUUUGAACUCGCAAGCCUCGUCGAUUGGUCAAGUCUUGUCUUCUGCAGCGACGACCACGACCGCGACAGGUGCUACGAAGCGCAAGUCGAUGAACGACGAUAGCACGGCUCCACCCAGCAAGCGAAUGGAUGCGGAGAGCGCAACCAGUCCUCCUGCGGCGAGUGGCGUCAACAGUCUGAUGAACCGCAUGAGGGAGAUGCAGUCGCGCCAGAGCACGGUUUCGGGAGUGUCGUCGAGGCUGAGUGGGAUCAGUGGCUCGAGCUCGUUCGUUCACAAGCCGCUUUCGAAUAACCUCUCGCUCAGUGUCGCCGCGAUGUCGACGACGACCACCAAUGGGACCGCACCUUCUGCUCCAGCUACUUCCGUGGCUCAGACUCAAGCUCCCGCUUCUGUACCCGCUAUUUCUGCGCCGGCCCCACGACCCUCGGUGAUGGAUCGAGUCAAGUCUUUCGAGCGCACGGCCUCACCAACUUCGACCUCGACCGCUUCGAGGCUACCUCUCUCUCCCUCGCGUCUCGGACGUGCAAUGAGUCCCGUCACUCGCUCUGCGACCGCCAUGGCGAACACGAUCUCCCCACCUCAAUCACCUCGAAUGGGGAUGGCUUCGUCGACGUUCGGUCAAUCCAUGUCGAAGAUCGCUUCGCCCCCUACUACCGUUCCUACGGCACUUGUUCGCUCGCCUCGGAUCGCCGCUGCUGCAGCCAAGAUCGUCUCUCCCUCUCCUUCCUCACCCGUCAAAACGACGACGACGACGACGACGACGACGACUCGUUCUUCCCCUGCCGUGCAACCCAAGAGUCCUGCUCGUGUGGCGGACAUGGCAAUGCACAAGAUGCGAAUCAGUACGACGCCCAAGGAAUCCCCACCUAACAAGCCUGCCACUACUACUACCACGACUACGAAGAUGACGAACAUGUCCGCAUUGAUGAAGGACAUGGACGACGUCGCUUCGUCGAGGUUGAACUCGCCUGUCGUUAAAACGUCAAAGAGUGGGCUGGGCAAGUCGACCCAAACGAGGUACGAGGAUGAAGAGGACGAGGAAAUGGUGCGUGAUGAUGAAGACGAUGAUGAAUUGUUGGGGCAACUCCCCCCUAGAUUGGAGCAUGAUGAUGCGGAUGAUGAGAGUGACGGAGAGGGGUACGGUCGCGGAAGGACCGUAGUGAGUCAAGGACAGGGCAAGUUGGCUGUGGCGAUGGAUGCGGAGGGUGGGGCGUUGAAGAAGAGUCAGAGUAAGACGGUCAUGCCGGGGACGUUUGGAGCGGAGGAUGAGGAGGAGGAAGAAGGGGAUCGCUCGAUGGAGUACUCUGAGCCGACCAAGUUUAAGGUAGGCCCAAUCACUUGCGAGGUAUUGUCUAGUUCACCUUUGCUGACAAGGUGUACAUCUUCACAGCCUACGCACUACGCGGGCACUUCGUCGAUCCGUCAACCCACAUUGCAAAAGAAGAGCUCGCACUCGUCGCUCGCUUCGUCCCAAUCCUCCCAAGCGCCUUCCCGACCCGGUUCAGCGAUGUACGGUUCCGUCAAAGGCACCAACAACGCCUCGGUCUCAUCGCACAUUAAAUCCGUGCAAGCCGCCGAACGCGCGCGCCAAAAGCAGCAAGAGGAAGCCGAUCGCAAGAACGCGCAAAAGCUCGAGGUGCAGAACAAGCGCGCCGAGAUGGCGCAGAAGAAGAAGGCGGAGGAGGAUAGGGUCAGGAGGGACGAGUUGGAACGGAGGAGGAAGGAGAGAGAGGAGAGGGAACGUAAGCUCAAGCAGCAACGACCGGAGACGAAGAAGACGACGACGACGACGACGCAAUCGCAGCCGUCGCAGUACCCCGGUUCGAGUGCACCUCUGCGUCCUUAUCCAUCGACAACGUCUUCGAACCUCAAUUCGAGUCAACCUCGACCACCCAAUGGAGGAUUGAGUGCUUCGCAGCCUUCAAACCAUCGACAGAUGCCCGGGGCCUCAUCGUCAACCUCUGCAACAGCAUCAUCCUCGAUGAUCGGCGUCAAGUACAUGGUACCGAACCCUUCGAAUCUCGGUGCCUCGAGCAGUGCCCCACCUCGAGCGAUCGCCCCACCCCAAUUCGCUACGAAGGCCUUCGCCCCACCUCAACCCCCUCGCAUCGUUGCUCCCCCACCCCAAGCCGAGCCAUACCAAGAACUUCCCGAGAUCGAUUCCGAAUACUCCGAUUCUGGCGACGAAGAAGCCCGUGCGGUCAAAAUCGCCGCGAUGCCAGGUUGGGCCCAGUCGCCUGCGCUAGCCGCGGCAUUGUACGCGCAACAACAGAUCAACCCGAGGGAUAUCUUUGGUCCGAUCCCGCCUUUGCAGAUGCAUGAGAUCUUCAGGAAUGCAAACCUGACGCGGUUGACGAGGAGGACGAGUUCGGCGUGUUGGGAGGGGACGGACGCGUUGACGGCGGAUGAUCUGAGGAGGUAUGAGGCGAGGAUGGGGUAUACGAGACAGUCCGUUUCGGCUCAGGCUGCGAGGCAGUAA